UGCUCACUGAUUAUGUUGUUGUUGACAUGUUUACAUUAAUUUUGAUGUAUCAAGACGCUGGUUAAUCAAGAACCUGCUUUGUAGUUUGACCCAUUAUGUGUUUGGUUUUCAAUCAUUAUGAAUCUCAAGAACUGCUUUCAAGACUUUAAUCCUAGUAAAUGCCUGGUGUUCUCCUGUUUACUGGUGUUCUCGUUCUUGUUUGCACUGCGUCUAGACAGCUCCAUAACAUGGAGUUACUGGGUCAUAUUCCUCCCAGUCUGGCUGUGGAAGGUCAUGGUUCUCUUUGGAGCCGGCGUCGGCUGUUACGUCUGGUGGAAGAAUCCGCAUUACAGACUGGAAGGUGACAGCUACGUUCAGUUCAAAGCGAUGGUCAUGUGUACCGGUCUACACUUGCUGUUGCUGAUGUUUGAGAUUCUGGCCUGUGAUAAUCUCGAAACGGGAAAUCAUUCCUGGGUGCUCGUCUUCAUUCCGCUAAUAUUCGUGUCUGUCGUUUCCAUCGGCAUCUGUAUCUGGGCUGUCAAAAAUGACAGGUCAUAUGAGUUGGAGUUGUUUUGUUCCGUGAAUGUUCUGCAGUUUAUAUUUCUGGCUCUGAGACUUGAUAAUAUCAUUGUUUGGAGCUGGGUGAUUGUAUUUAUUCCUGUGUGGAUCGUCAUGUGUAUGUCGUUGAUUGGUGUCCUGUAUCUUAUUGUUCUCGCCGUCAUCUUCCUCAAAUCUCCCGACAUGAUUCCCGAACAGAGAAGGAACAACGUGUCCAACGCAAUCGGCUAUUCCUGUCUGGUGAUUCCGUUGUUAGUUUUUGAAAUUUUACUGGUGAACCGGCUUGAUCUGGUGAAUCACUUCACGUUUACCGCCAUCGCUGUGCCCUACCUUCUGUCAUUGCUUACCAUGAUCGGUUUCUCAUUCGGCUCCAAGGGAGGCAACUUUUGGUGGUUUGGAAUUCGCAAAGACUUUUGUCAGUUCGUGCUCGGUGUUUGUCCAUUCUUACAGGAGUAUGGGAACAUUUCAUACUCCGUUCAGAACAAUGACGUGGAGUCGGAAGAAACGCCUUCUUCCAACAACAGCGUGGUAAAGGUGAAGAAAUUCCCAGCCAGUAAAGGUCCCAUUGAUACACAGCCUAAAGCAGUGGUGCCUGUUCUGUCUAUAGAAACGCCGGACUGAUAUAGUGUGUCGUGUUUAUAAACUUAGAAUGUAUUACAGUUCAAGGUGGAAAAUGUUUGCAAAUGACUGAUUUUUAGUCUCAUAUUAAUAUAAAGUGAGAAUGCAUUACAAUACAGAGCGGAAAAUGUUCACGAAUGACUGAUUUUUAAGCUCAUAUUAAUAUAAAGUAAAAAUGCAUAACAGUACAGAGCGGAAAAUGUUCAUGAAUUAAAAUAUACUUUUCUUUU
Molecule: messenger RNA, 1385 nt
Organism: Gigantopelta aegis
Lineage: Eukaryota; Metazoa; Mollusca; Gastropoda; Neomphalida; Peltospiridae
Product: transmembrane protein 185A-like
Exons: 7
Coding region: 118-1158 (346 amino acids)
Source: RefSeq, a predicted model, not a curated record